ACUACUAUCGGAAAACCAGAAAUAAAUCUGGAUAUAGAAAGGAGUCUAUGCUACACAGUCGCACGACACACAAGCUUUCGCCGUACCUGGGACAAACGAGAGUACGAACAGCGUGCACGAGAUCGUGCUCGUCGUGAACAACAGCUAGAAGAGGAGGAAGAGCAAAAAACUACUAGUAUUGCCUCGAAACAACCAGGAUAUUAUUGUAAGGUGUGCGAUUGUGUGGUGAAGGAUAGUGUCAAUUAUUUGGAUCACAUUAAUGGAAAAAAACCUGCAGACAAUAAGGGUAAUGAGGGUGAAGGAUUGGAUCCGGAAAUAGCAAAGUUGAUUGGGGGUUCGGAGGAUUUUGAACAACAAAAGUUUGAGUG
Messenger RNA from Ambispora gerdemannii, 368 nucleotides. The record is from the annotation of a GenBank genome assembly. NCBI's taxonomy places the organism in Eukaryota, Fungi, Glomeromycota, Glomeromycetes, Archaeosporales, Ambisporaceae.